Molecule: messenger RNA, 1388 nt
Organism: Populus nigra (black poplar)
Lineage: Eukaryota; Viridiplantae; Streptophyta; Magnoliopsida; Malpighiales; Salicaceae
Exons: 3
Coding region: 157-1158 (333 amino acids)
Source: RefSeq, a predicted model, not a curated record
ACCAAGACUUUUUAGAUCUCACUAUGAGAAUAAAUUUCAUCAAGCAUAAAACUCCUCAAAAACUCAACUUCCUGCACCAUCCACCACCGAUUGAGGGAACCAAAACCAAACAUCCAGACGAAAUCUAAAUCUAAAAAUUGAAGAUUUUUCAAGAACAUGAAUGGUCUCAAGAACCAUUGCAACCACAUCAUUGCCUUUUCCCUUCUGUUCCUUACUUUACUAUGUGGAUUAAUCACCUUCAAGCCUUUCUCUCCAUUCCAGUAUUACACAAGAAACGUGACCAGUACUAGCCAAAAAGAUGCACUGGGACUGGCUUUGGCUGAGGCAUCGACAGAAAACAAAGCUGUGAUAAUCGCUAUGGUAAACAAGGCCUUUGUAGAGGGUGACGAUAAGUCAAUGCUAGACCUUUUCUUGGAUAGUUUCUGGCAUGGUGAAAAUACGAGAGGUUUGGUUGAUAAUCUCCUGCUUGUUAAUGUUGAUCAAGCGUCCUAUGAACGGUGCAAGUUUCUCCGGCUUCACUGUUACAAACUUGAAACAGAUGGUGUGAAAUUUGAUAAGGAGGAAGUGUACAUGUCCGAUGAAUUUAUCAAGAUGAUGUGGAGGAGAACCUUGUUUCUUGGACAAGUACUCAGACGUGGCUAUAACUUCAUUUUUACGGAUGCUGAUGUAUUGUGGUUAAGGAACCCAUUUCCAAGGCUGAGCUUCAACAAAAACAUUGAUCUACAAAUAAGUACAGAUAGGUUCAAUGGUGAUCAAUGGUCACAGACCAACCCAAUAAACACGGGCUUCUUCAUGAUCAGGUCAAACAAGAACACUAUUCAAUUAUUUGACUUGUGGUAUGAAAGGAAAGACAAGUCUACUGGACAGAAAGAGCAAGAUGUUUUAAAUGGAAUGCUUCAUGGAGGUGUAUUUAAGAAGCUAGGCCUUAGAGUAAGGUUCCUGGACACCCUCUACUUCAGUGGAUUCUGUCAGGAUAGCAAGGACAUUAGAGCUGUUACAACUGUUCAUGCCAAUUGUUGUCGAACGAUUAGUGCCAAGAUUACUGACUUAUCUGCUGUUAUAGAUGAUUGGAAGAGAUUCAAGCGGUCUGCGGUCAAUAAGACAUCAACAUUUGGAAAUUUGAAGCAUGAGGCGUGUGCACAUUCAUGGGGGAAAUGAUAUAUAUGGCUUUGGUUUGAAUGAUUUUGUUUAAGGUUAUAUAUAUAUAUAUAUAUAUAGAGAGAGAGAGAGAGAGAGACUACACUACUUGUUAAUUUAUUGGUUUUUAGAAUACUAAAUUGAAGAAAAAAAAAAUUUUAGUUACAAUAUCUAACAUGAAGGUUAACCCGGUCCAAGAUCAAAAUUGUGGAUUCAACGAGCUAAUAAAAACUAUAUAUUUUUUUAAAAAA